AUGGAUCUUGUUGUUUACACAGAGGAUAAUUCGACCAAAAUCCAGCAUGUGAAUCGGAAAUCCUCCGACGAACUGCUCCGGAAGUUCGCUGACCCUGACGUCGACUACUCAAAGUCAACGAAGCGCCGGAGGAAAUCAGACUCUUCGAACUCUAGAGAGACCAGCGUUGACAUGGAAAGUAACAACGCUAUUGGCAUGGUGGAGAGGAAACGGCUCUUGCUUGCUCCGGCGAGUAAACGGCGUUCUCUGUUUCUCCGUCAGCUUGCUACCGGAAAAUCACAUCUUAGGAACAAGUCUCUCGUCAGAACUAUCGGCAAGACAUGGCGUAAAACAAUGGAAGGAGCAUCUAGAGUUUUCAUCGAGAAGCAUUAUAACAGACACAGACGUCUCAUUAACGACGUCGUUUAA
Messenger RNA from Microthlaspi erraticum, 408 nucleotides. Lineage: Eukaryota; Viridiplantae; Streptophyta; Magnoliopsida; Brassicales; Brassicaceae. The record is from the annotation of a GenBank genome assembly.